Linderina pennispora is the source of this 978-nucleotide messenger RNA. Its product is annotated as 3-beta hydroxysteroid dehydrogenase/isomerase. The record is from RefSeq and is a predicted model, not a curated record. The annotation marks the transcript as partial. Gene Ontology annotation, biological process: steroid biosynthetic process. Gene Ontology annotation, molecular function: 3-beta-hydroxy-Delta5-steroid dehydrogenase (NAD+) activity. The transcript has a single exon. Lineage: Eukaryota; Fungi; Kickxellomycota; Kickxellomycetes; Kickxellales; Kickxellaceae.
UACUUAGUUAUCGGUGGUGAGGGGUUCCUGGGCCGUGCGAUUGUGAAUGCGCUGGUCGAGCGCAAGCAGAGCACCAACAGCAGCGACGAGAUUCGCGUGCUCGACCUGCGUCGCAAUUUCGACGACGCCAACGUGGAGUUCUUCCAAGGCGAUAUCUGCAACUCGGCGCAGGUCGAGGCGGCUCUGAAUGCGCACGAUCGGACGGCCACCGUUGUGUUCCACACCGCAUCGCCCAUCAUGAAGGCGCCCGAGGCCCUGCAUACGCGCGUCAACAUCGAGGGCACCAAGGUUGUGUUGGAGGCGUGCCGCAAGGCCGGUGUCAAUAAGUUUGUUUACACCAGCAGCGCCAGUGUGGUGUAUGCGGGCAAGAAGCUUGAGUACGUGGACGAGUCGAUUCCGUAUGCGGAGCCGUUUGCUGACUAUUACUCGGAGACGAAGGCAGUUGCAGAAAAGCUGGUGAUCGAGUAUAAUGACAAGUACGGCAUGCGCACGGCAGCCCUGCGUCCAUCAGGUAUUUUCGGUCCUGGCGACCGUCAGACAACACCCGGUGCUCUGCUGGCCCAGCGCCGCAACCUGCCGGUUUUGGUGCAGGUCGGUGACAACAAGGCUCUGUUCGAUUUCACGUACGUCGGCAACCUGGCUGAUGCCCACCUGCUGUGUGCCGACAAGCUGUACAACGAUGGUGUCUCGGGCGAGAUUUUCUUUAUUACCAACGACGAGCCCAUCAGCAUGUUCUCGUUCAUGCGCCUCUUGUGGGCCGAGGUCGGCGAUAACCGCGGACCGAAGCUGAUCAUCCCGAACUUCAUCGCCACGCUGAUCCUGGGUCUGCUCAAGCUGCUUGCGGUCCUCCACCUGGUUAAGCAUGAGGUGCCGUUUGUGUUUGGCAUGACCUUCACGCCACGCUUCUUCAACAUCACCAAGGCCAAGAAGUACCUGGGCUACAAGCCGCGUGUCCAGUACAGCGAGGGUGUGCCUAUU